Messenger RNA from Ipomoea nil (Japanese morning glory), 1170 nucleotides. RefSeq names its product F-box/kelch-repeat protein At1g15670-like. The transcript is spliced from 2 exons. Bases 1 to 1170 code for a protein of 389 amino acids. Gene Ontology annotation, biological process: negative regulation of cytokinin-activated signaling pathway; regulation of phenylpropanoid metabolic process. The record is from RefSeq and is a predicted model, not a curated record. Gene Ontology annotation, molecular function: protein binding. NCBI's taxonomy places the organism in Eukaryota, Viridiplantae, Streptophyta, Magnoliopsida, Solanales, Convolvulaceae.
AUGUCCUUGUUUGACAAUAAGCAGUUAGAGUUUGGAUCUCAUACGCCAACCCUAACAAAGGUAAUAGAGACUCUUGGAUCCUUAGCUUUCAUCUUCAAGAACCCAAAAUUCUCAAAUUUAAUAAUCCCUUGCUUUAAUUUUGUGUGUAUGGAGCUGAUUCCAGGUCUUCCGAACGAGGUAGCUCUGGAAUGUCUUAUUCGGAUUUCGUUUGAUCAGUUUCCCAAGGCUGCAUCUGUCUGUAGAGCAUGGAACGGUGUGAUUAAGCAGCCGGAGUUCCUCCGGCGCCGGAAAGCUUCCGGUCUAACCCGACCUUUCAUUGCCAUGGCUCAGUCCAAGGAUCGUUUAUGCGGGAAUCAACCGGUUUGCCGGCUCACGCUUUUCGAGCCGGUAAAAGGGCGUUGUUACGAUGUUCCACCCAUACCGGAGAUGGUGGAAAGUAUGCCGGUUUUCUGCCGCGUCGUCGGAAUUGGGCCGGAGCUGGCGGUGAUAGGCGGGUGCGAUCGGGUGACAGGGGAGUUUCUGAAAUCAGUUUUCAUCUACAAUUUCUUAUCCGCCAGGUGGAGGCGCGGGGCCGAUAUGCCAGGCAACGAACGCCUGUUCUUCGGAUGCGCGGCGUCGGAGGAGGAGGGGAUGGUGGUGGUCGCUGGCGGACUUGACUCGGAUAACAACUCGCUAAACUCCACGUUGGCAUAUGACAUGGCGAGGGACAGGUGGAUGUCGUUGCCGGACAUGUCAUACGGGCGAGACCAGUGCACGUGUGUCUUCCACCGUGGCAAGUUCCACGCCAUCGGCAGCUACUAUGAGGUGGAGGCCAAUCAAAUCACUGAAACACUCGACCUCGUCACCCGUCAAUGGCAUCUAAGUGACAGAAUCUCAGACGUGAUGACUUUAUCCUAUCCGGCAAUCUAUCUAGAAAUUUGUGGGGUAAUAUACAUAGUGAACGAAAGCAGGGACGUGAUUGCAUUACAGGACGGCACAUGGGUGGUCAUCACGAGGGUUCCAGACGAGAUAUGCAGUGUAGCAUAUGUGACAAGGUGGCAGGGGAAGAUGAUGGUGAUGGGAAGUCGAAGAGCUUAUAUGCUGGAGGUGAAGAGUAAGAAAUGGACCAAAGUAGAAAUUCCAAGUGAGUAUUGCGGCUAUGUUCUAUCAAGUUGUUGUAUAGACCUCUAG